CGACGGGGCGGCGUGCAGGGUUGGGAGGAGCAAGCGGACUGGUGGGCUGGGCGGACGGAGCGGCCGGGAGCGCGCUGUGGACUCCGCGGCCGCGAGUAGUUAGUUAGUUGUGUCAGUUGCUCGGUGGAGGCGUCCGCGGUCACCAGAAAGGGGACGGGACAGGCGGCAAUGGUGAAUAUCGUGACGGCGUGUGCUCCCCUCAGGUGUCUAUCCAACCCAGGUCUUAUGCUGUAGUUGUUUCUUGGUGAUUUGCCUAGAAAACCUAAGAACCUUUCGGUGUGUCAUGUAUUCUUGGAGAUUACGUUCAAAUCUCUCACGUUACUUGUGGAACAUCUCUUGUGAUCACUGCUGACCUUUUCUUCCUACCAAGUCUUGCUUUUGCAGUAACAUUGGCACCUUCAGAAUAUAGAAUGAGAGGCAAGGAGGAAAGGACAUUCAUCAUAAGAAGAUUUGAAUCACCUUGAAAUUGUAAAGGAAUGUAGCACUUGCUGCCAAACUACCGUGGUCACCAGAAUGAACGAAGUGCUUCAGCGUUAAAUGAUUGAUCAUACUUAGAGGAACUGCUAUGACAACAUAAGGAGGUGAAAACUCACAGAUGCAAAUGCAAGUCUUGCUAUGCACUGAAGGAAAAGCAUUGUCUGGGAAGUUCUAUUUUUAAAAAUGUCUGCUUGUAACACCUUUACUGAACACGUUUGGAAACCUGGCGAAUGUAAGAAUUGCUUUAAACCGAAAAGCUUACACCAGCUUCCUCCAGACUCUGAGAAGGCGCCCAUCACCCACGGCAGUGUGAAAACUAAUGCCAAUCACAGUAACAACCACCGAGUCAGGAACACCGGCAAUUUCCGGCCCCCUGUGGCUAAAAAGCCCACCAUAGCUGUGAAGCCCACUAUGAUGGUAGCAGAUGGGCAAAGUGUAUGCGGUGAGCUAAGCAUCCAGGAACACUGUGAGAACAAGCCUGUCAUCCUGGGGUGGAACCAAAACAAGACUUCUUUGAGCCAGAAACCACUUAACAACAAUUCUGAAGGUGAUACUGAAGGCUUUGGCAGUGUUCCUCAGCAGUGUGCCAAUAAUGACCGUGCAAAAACGAUACCCAACAACAACAACGGGCUAACCGAAGUGCUAAAGGAGAUAGCGGGUCUGGACGCCAGCCCUCCCGUCAGAGGAAACGAAACGAACUCCAGAGAAACAUUCUUGGGAAGAAUAAAUGAUUGCUACAAACGAUCAUUGGAAAGGAAGAUCCCACCCAGUUGCAUGAUCGGGAGCAUGAAGGACUCUCAGGGCAAGCACGUCAUUCUGAGUGGGAGCACUGAGGUCAUCAGUAAUGAAGGGGGCAGGUUCUGCUACCCUGAGUUCUCCAGUGGUGAGGAGAGUGAGGAAGACGUGCUUUUCAGUAACAUGGAAGAAGAGCAUGAGAGCUGGGACGAGAGCGAUGAGGAACUGUUAGCCAUGGAGAUUCGCAUGAGAGGGCAACCUCGAUUUGCCAACUUCAGGGCAAACACCCUAUCUCCCGUUCGAUUCUUUGUGAGCAAAAAGUGGAAUACUAUCCCCUUACGGAAUAAGUCUCUGCAGAGAAUCUGUGCUGUAGACUAUGACGACAGCUAUGAUGAAAUCCUGAAUGGUUAUGAGGAAAAUUCUGGGGUGUCUUAUGGUCAAGGAAGCAUUCAGAGCACAGUGUCAUCUGAUUCCACAUCACCAGAUUCCUCCUUUACUGAAGAGUCACGUUCUGAAACAGCCAGCAGUUUAUCCCAGAAGAUUUGUAAUGGGGGGAUAUCUCCUGGUAAUCCAGGAAAUUCUAAAGACAUGGCAGAAACUGAGUCUAAUUCUGAAAGUCCUCCUCCUAGUAAUGAGGAGAAGGACUCAUCACUGACUUCCAAAAGCCCAGUGAAAGUUCCAGAGACACACAAAGCCGUCCUCGCUCUCCGCUUACAGGAGAAGGAUGGCAAGAUUGCAGUACAAACCGAGAAGCCAGAGAACAAAGCUUCUACAGAUAUUGCUGGCCAGGCAGUCACCAUAAGCCUCGUCCCAGUAGAAGAACAGACAAAGCCCUACCGCGUGGUAAAUCUGGAACAGCCGCUGUGUAAGCCAUAUACAGUUGUGGAUGUGUCGGCAGCCAUGGCCAGCGAGCACCUGGGACGCCCCAAGGUAAAAGGUUCAUCUUCUACCCCAAACUCUCCAGUUACAUCACCUGCAUUGACACCAGGACAAAUAAAUGCCCAUCUCAAAAAAUCCAGUGCAAUCCGUUACCAGGAAGUGUGGACUUCCAGCACCAGUCCACGACAAAAGAUCCCUAAAAUAGAAUUAAGUACUGGGGGAACUGGGCCAAAUGUCCCUCCAAGGAAAAACUGCCAUAAAUCAGCGCCCACUUCACCCACGGCUACAAACAUCUCCUCCAAAACCAUUCCUGUUAAGUCACCUAACUUGUCUGAAAUAAAAUUUAAUAGUUACAACAAUGCUGGGAUGCCACCUUUUCCCAUCAUCAUCCACGACGAGCCAUCCUAUGCCCGGAGUUCCAAAAAUGCCAUUAAAGUGCCCAUUGUUAUUAAUCCAAAUGCGUAUGACAAUCUCGCGAUCUACAAAAGUUUUCUGGGAACAAGUGGUGAACUCUCUGUGAAGGAAAAAACCACAAGCGUAAUAAGCCAUACUUACGAAGAAAUCGAAACUGAGAGCAAAGUGUCUGACAGCACCCCCAGCAAACUCGCAGACGGCCCCCCGGCUAAAGGGUUUUCCAGCAGUGCAGAACGCAAACGAGGCUCAGUAGCGCAGAAGGUUCAGGAGUUUAACAAUUGUCUCAACAGAGGUCAGUCUUCUCCACAAAGAAGCUACAGUUCCACCCACAGCUCCCCAGCAAAAAUCCAGAGACCCACUCAAGAGCCUGUGGGCAAAACAGAAAGUGCACAAGGGUCUCAGGUACCGGGCAGCAGUGGCAGCACCAGGGAGAAAGCAAGUGCCGUCCUAUGUCAGAUUGUGGCAUCUAUCCAACCCCCCCAGACUCCUCCAGAAGCACCUCAAUCUAGCCCUAAGGCUUGCAGUGUGGACGAGCUUUAUGCCAUUCCUCCAGAUGCAGAUACUACAAAAAAUAUUCCUAAAAACACACCAGUCAGACCCAAAUCUCUCUUCACAUCUCAGUCUAGUGGCGAAGGUGAGGCCCAUCAGACCACAGAAAGCCCUACUACCAAAACUCAGAAAGAUCCAUCCACAAAGCCAGUGACUUCUCCUCCCUCCAAAUUAGUGACCAGCGCCCAGAGUGAGCCACCGCCUCCCUUUCCCCCACCACGGUCUACUUCCUCCCCUUACCAUGCAAGUAACCUGUUGCAGAGGCAUUUUACCAAUUGGACAAAGCCAACCAGUCCCACCAGAUCGACAGAAGCUGAAUCAAUUUUGCACUCUGAAGGCAGCAGACGAGCAGCUGAUGCAAAACCUAAACGUUGGAUAUCAUUUAAAAGCUUCUUCCGCCGCCGGAAAACUGAUGAGGAAGAAGAGAAGGAGAAAGAGCGAGAGAAAGGGAAGUUGGUGGGCCUGGACGGAACAGUCAUCCACAUGCUGCCGCCCCCUCCAGUCCAGCGCCAUCACUGGUUCACAGAGGCAAAAGGAGAGUCCAGUGAGAAGCCUGCUAUCGUCUUCAUGUACAGGUGUGACCCUGACCAAGGCCACCUCAGUGUGGAUCAAAGCAAGGCUGGGGCAGACAAUGGAAGGACAGAGGACGUGUUGCUGCGGAACUUAGAAGAGAAGAAAAAUAGCCAUCCUCCAUCUCAGAUUCCUGACAAAGCUUGCAGUCGCGUGACCCAUGAAGUGGCAGAGGAACUUUCUCCUCGGGAUCCAAGAACUCCUGCUGUGAAGCAAGAUGGCACUUCAGUCACACCGACAUUGCCUCCACCUGACCUGGAAAGGGAAGAAGAAAAAGAUGCCACUUCAGAUCCUACAGACGUGAGUCCGUGCAGCGCAACAUACAGCAACUUAGGACAAUCUAGAGCAGCCAUGAUACCUCCCAAGCACCCACGGCAUCCCAAGGGAGCGCUGGAUGAUGCCAUUGCCUUUGGAGAGAAGACAGACCAAGAAGUAUUGAAUGCUUCCCAACCCACACCACCCCCACUGCCAAAGAAAAUGAUACGAGCCAACACAGAGCCAAUCCCCAAAGACCUUCAGAAAUCCAUGGAAAGCAGUCUCUGUGUCGUGGCUAAUCCCACCUAUGAUAUUGAUCCCAACUGGGAUGCCAGCAGUGCUGGAUCUUCUGUCAGCUAUGAACUCAAGGGACUGGAUGUUGAGUCUUAUGAAUCCUUGGAGAGACCUUUGCACAAGGAGAGACCUGUUCCUUCCACAGCAAACAGUAUCUCCAGCUUAGCCACUCUCAGUAUUAAGGACAGAUUUUCCAACAGUAUGGAGUCACUCUCUAGCCGACGUGGUCUCUCCUGUAGACAGGCUCGAAGCAUCCAGAAGCCACAGAGACAAGCACUUUAUCGAGGACUUGACAGUCGGGAAGAAGUGGUGGGUAAACUCCGAAGCCUUCAUACAGAUGCCUUGAAAAGACUGGCAGUUAAAUGUGAAGACCUCUUCAUGGCUGGGCAGAAAGACCAACUCCGCUUCGGAGUGGACAGCUGGUCAGACUUCAGGCUAACCAGCGACAAACCGUGCUGCGAAGCUGGAGAUGCGGUUUACUACACUGCCUCAUAUGCAAAAGAUCCACUCAGUAACUAUGCAGUCAAGAUCUGCAAGAGCAAAGCGAAGGAGUCGCAGCAGUAUUACCAUAGCCUGGCUGUCCGGCAGAGUCUGCCUGUGCAUUUUAACAUCCAACAGGAUUGUGGCCAUUUCCUUGCUGAAGUCCCUAAUCGUCUGCUUCCCUGGGAGGAUCCCGAUGCUCCUGAAAAGGCAGAGGAUGGCAAUGAAGACAGUGAGGAAGAGGUGAAGGCAGAAACUUCAGGGGGAAAUCCUGAGCCCUGCUCUGAGUCAGAGUCAUCCCAGAAAGAGAACCAACAAGUCACAAACAGGAAGCAAAGAAGCCAUGUCGUGGUCAUCACCAGGGAGGUUCCCCAUCUCACUGUGGCCGACUUCGUGCGAGACUCUUUGGCACAUCAUGGGAAAAGCCCCGACUUGUAUGAGAGGCAAGUGUGUCUGCUGCUCUUACAGCUGUGCUCUGGUCUUGAGCACCUCAAGCCCUACCAUGUCACUCACUGCGAUCUUCGCCUAGAGAACUUGCUGCUUGUCCAGCACCAACCUGGGGGAGCCGCCCAGGGCCCUUCACCUGCAGACCCCUGCCCCACCUCAGCUUGUCCCACAAGACUCAUUGUGAGUAACUUUUCUCAGGCCAAGCAGAAGAGCCAUCUGGUGGACCCUCAGAUCCUCCGAGACCAGUCUCGCCUUGCCCCAGAGAUCAUCACGGCCACCCAGUAUAAAAAGUGUGAUGAAUUCCAGACAGGCAUCCUCAUCUAUGAGAUGCUGCACCUGCCCAACCCUUUUGAUGAGAACCCAGAGCUGAAGGAGAAGGAGUACACGCGCACAGACCUGCCUCGGAUCCCUCUCCGCUCCCCGUACUCUUGGGGCCUGCAGCAACUUGCCAGCUGUCUCCUGAACCCCAACCCUUCUGAGCGCAUCCUCAUUUCUGACGCCAAAGGCAUCCUCCAGUGUCUGCUCUGGGGCCCCCGAGAAGAUCUCUUCCAAAUCUUCACCACCUCGGCAAACCUAGUACAGAAGAACGCUCUCCUCCAAAACUGGCUGGACAUCAAGCGAACACUGCUGAUGAUCAAGUUUGCCGAGAAGUCCCUGGACAGAGAGGGGGGCAUCAGCCUUGAAGAUUGGCUUUGUGCUCAGUAUCUGGCCUUUGCCACCACAGACUCCCUGAGCUACAUUGUAAAAAUCCUGCAGUACCGUUAAUGUGGCCUGGGUGUUGCUUUUAUUGUUAAAUAUCGCCACCUUCUUCAUGUUGUCCUCAUUCCCUGUCCUGGUACUCACUCAGAAUUCAAGGAAAGAAAAGAAGCCAACUGCCACCCUUGUCCAGGAAUAUAGGGCUUCAUUCAGCAAGGUCAUCAAUGGCUUUCCACAGAGUGAGCGGCUGAGUGUCUCUACUGUACAGGAAUUCAACUGUGCAAACAUGCAGUCGCCUUCCCUUGGAACAUUUGUCAUCCCAAUUGGCUCACAAAUGUGGGGUAAAAAAUGAAAAUGCACGUCCGUGAAGGACCAGCUCCUGUGGAAUGAUCUCAGCAAGCUGCAUCCGCCUCUUCCAGAACUCUGAAGCUCGCCUGUGCUAACUAGCUAGCAGUACACAUGUCACCAAGCUCAGCUGUCACCCAGUAAUGCUCUCGCAGCAGAUUCCUCUUCCUCAGUGACUGCUUCUUUCCCGAGAGGACAUGCCAUUAUCCUUCUCGGCUGAGUUUCAGUCACUGGGGACUAGCUUCUGUUUCGCCAUACCAUGAAAGGAGGAGAGAGAUUCCCAGCCGUUAGAUCAUGGGUCCGUUUCCAUUUUUGUUCUUAGCAAAGGUUGGACACUGCAUAGACAACCCCACUGCCACUGCUUGGCUGUCCUUCACCUUCACCCUGUCCCACCUGCUGAAGUUGGAGUUUAUUAUCCACUUCUUGUGGCCCAGUACAAAGCUGACCAGAGGUGGUGUCACCGAUGCCUCAGCAGGAUGGAGUACAGUCCACAGAUUAUGAAUAGUGGGCAGGAUAUGAAGAAAUAAUGUCCUUAUGUGCAAUUCUCCAGGGGCCCUCAGGGAACAGACUUUCAAGUACUGUUCUUUGAUUACUGUCAGACCUAUCAGCAUGGUAGCCAGGGCUGGUGGUGCCUGAGUCAGAGUUUCUUCCCCCGAAAGCAGUCAUUGGCCAGCUUCCUUCCAUCAGUAGCUGGUUCUAACUAGUCUGCCAAAUGCUGUCGGCAACAGCCCUGAAUGAAAUGGUUGUCAAUUUAGCAUUACCGUCACCUUAGAAAGCAACUGGAAGCCGGCUAUUGGAAGGCAAGGGGAACGGGAAAGGCCACAAAAAUGGCUGACCUGAUCCUUGGAGUGCCAGCCUCUUCCAGAAAGACUGCCUCCCAGAGUGAGUGGCAUGUCGCUCCUAAGACUGCAGUGGGCCUGGAGCUCAGCUCACAGGAAGGCUGAUGGCUGCAGUGGAUGACUGAGAGUUGUUCCCCAUGAAGCCUGUGCUCUCCCGUGAAUUAUGUGCAAUUUUUGUAUGUAUUUUUAAGCUGUAUAUUACAGUGUUUAUGUUGCAACUUUACCUGAGUGAGAACUGCAGAAACCUUCUUGUCUUCCCUUGGCACAUACUUGCGCUGAGAGUCAAGUAUCCUUUCCACCUGUGUGCGUGUAUGAACGCUCAUACACUUGUUUUAUUCAAAA
Molecule: messenger RNA, 7322 nt
Organism: Rattus rattus (black rat)
Lineage: Eukaryota; Metazoa; Chordata; Mammalia; Rodentia; Muridae
Gene: Peak1
Product: pseudopodium enriched atypical kinase 1
Exons: 8
Coding region: 661-5865 (1734 amino acids)
Biological process (GO): protein phosphorylation
Cellular component (GO): focal adhesion; actin cytoskeleton
Molecular function (GO): protein kinase activity; ATP binding
Source: RefSeq, a predicted model, not a curated record